Molecule: messenger RNA, 4474 nt
Organism: Rhineura floridana
Lineage: Eukaryota; Metazoa; Chordata; Lepidosauria; Squamata; Rhineuridae
Gene: MFN2
Product: mitofusin 2
Exons: 19
Coding region: 294-2567 (757 amino acids)
Biological process (GO): mitochondrion localization; mitochondrial fusion
Cellular component (GO): mitochondrial outer membrane
Molecular function (GO): GTP binding; GTPase activity
Source: RefSeq, a predicted model, not a curated record
ACAUGAGGCAGUGAGGAGAAGGGGCUGUCGCGGCCGGUGUGACGUCAGCUCCCGGCGCUCUCCUCUGACGAUGCCCGGGGCUUGGUUCCGUCUCGCAGCAGCGCAGUGGGAAAGGCAGUGAAGGUGAGAGGGGAGCGCCUGGAAGGAGACAAGGAAGGCGACGCGUGUCAGCGGGGGGAGGAAACUGAAUUGUUCCCAUUGCCAGUGGCUUAUUUUGUUGGUCCCAGCAACUUAGAAAAGCAGAUGCAAAUCAUGCUUGGCCUGUGAACACCCAGCCUGUAUCUUAAAACGCAAUGUCCCUGCUCUUCCCCCACUCCAAGUCCAUUGUCUCCAGCAAGAAGGACAAAAGGCACAUGGCAGAAGUCAAUGCCUCCCCGCUCAAGCACUUUGUCACUGCCAAGAAGAAGAUCAAUGGCAUCUUUGAACAGCUGGCUGCCUACAUCCAGGAGAGUGCAACAUUCCUAGAGGAAACGCACAAGAAUGUGGAGCUGGACCCCGUCACCACGGAGGAGCAAGUGCAGGAGGUCAAAGGCUACCUGUCCAAGGUCAGCGGCAUCAGCGAGGUCCUGGCCCGGCGGCACAUGAAGGUAGCCUUUUUUGGAAGGACGAGCAACGGGAAAAGCACCGUGAUCAACGCCAUGCUGUGGGAUAAGGUCCUCCCCUCCGGCAUUGGGCACACCACAAAUUGCUUCCUGCGCGUGGAGGGGACGGAGGGUCAGGACGCCUUCCUGCUCACCGAGGGAUCUGAGGAGAAGAAGAGCAUCAAGACAGUCAACCAACUUGCUCACGCCCUCCAUCAGGAUGAGGUUCUGACUGCCGGAGGCCUAGUCAGUGUCAUGUGGCCAAACUCAAAGUGCCCGCUCCUGAAAGAUGACCUGGUUUUGAUGGACAGCCCCGGAAUCGACGUAACCACUGAACUAGACAGCUGGAUUGAUAAGUUUUGCUUGGAUGCUGAUGUGUUUGUCUUGGUGGCUAACUCCGAGUCUACGCUGAUGCAAACGGAGAAGCAGUUCUUCCACAAAGUCAAUGCCCGCUUGUCACGGCCCAACAUCUUCAUCUUGAACAACCGUUGGGAUGCCUCGGCCUCUGAACCGGAGUACAUGGAAGAGGUUCAGCGCCAACAUAUGGAACGCUGCACCAGUUUCCUGGUGGACGAGCUGGGGGUGGUGGAUCGUCCCCAGGCUGGGGACCGCAUCUUCUUUGUCUCCGCAAAGGAAGUCUUGAGCGCCCGGAUCCAGAAGGCACAGGGGAUGCCUGAAGGAGGCGGGGCGCUGGCGGAGGGGUUCCAAGUGAGGAUGUUUGAGUUCCAGAAUUUCGAGAGAAGAUUUGAGGAAUGCAUCUCUCAGUCUGCUGUGAAGACGAAAUUUGAACAGCACACGGUCAGAGCCAAGCAGAUCGCGGAAGAGGUCCGCCAGAUCAUGGACUCGGUGCACGUGGCUGCCCAGGAGCAGAGAAUUUACUGCCUGGAGAUGCGAGAGGAUCGCCAGGAACGCCUGGAGUUCAUUGACAAACAGCUGGACCUCCUCACUCACAACUACAAGCUGAAAAUCAAACAGAUCUCGGAGGAAGUGGAGAGGCAGGUGUCCAACGCGAUGGCGGAAGAGAUCAGGCGGCUGUCAGUGUUGGUGGACGAAUUCCAGCUGGAUUUCCACCCGUCUCCUGUAGUUAUAAAAGUUUAUAAGAAUGAAAUGCACCGGCACAUUGAGGAGGGCCUGGGCCGGAACAUGUCAGAUCGCUGCUCCAGUGCCAUCACGACAUCCCUGCAGACCAUGCAGCAGGAAAUGAUCGAUGGCCUAAAGCCCCUCCUGCCAGUCUCCCUGAGGGGCCAGAUAGACAUGCUGGUCCCCCGGCAGUGCUUCACAAUGAGCUACGACCUGAACUGCGACAAGCUCUGUGCCGAUUUCCAGGAGGACAUUGCCUUCCACUUUUCUCUCGGGUGGACGAUGCUUGUGAACCGGUUUCUGGGGCCAAAAAACACCCGGCGGGCCUUGAUGGGCUACAACGACCAGGUUCAGCGUCCUCUGUCUUUGACCCCAGCGAACCCAAGCCUGCCUCCCUUGCCUCAGGGAUCCUUGACCCAGGAAGAGCUGAUGGUCUCUAUGGUCACUGGCCUGGCCUCUCUCACGUCCAGAACGUCAAUGGGCAUCCUUGUGGUUGGCGGAGUGGUCUGGAAGGCGGUGGGCUGGAGGCUUAUUGCUCUUUCUUUCGGCCUCUAUGGGCUCCUCUACGUCUAUGAGCGCCUCACCUGGACGACGAAAGCGAAGGAGCGAGCCUUCAAGCGCCAGUUCGUGGAAUACGCCGGAGAGAAACUCCAACUCAUUGUCAGUUACACGGGCUCUAACUGCAGCCACCAAGUUCAACAAGAGCUUGCCGGAACCUUCGCUCAGCUCUGCCAGCAGGUUGAUGUGACAAGAGAAGACCUGGAGAGAGAAAUCACAGCCCUGAAUCAAAAGAUUGAGAUUUUGGACUCCUUGCAGAGCAAAGCCAAAUUGCUCAGGAAUAAAGCUGGUUGGCUGGACAGUGAGUUGAAUAUGUUCACGCACCAGUACUUGCAGCAGAGCAGAUAAGCGGGAGAAGACGCAGGAGGCCAGCAGCCAUUUCUUCCUGCCCCUUAAACCCGCUUAUGCAAAUAGUUUCGGGCAAUGGGAAACGGUUGUGGAUCCACGGAGAAGCUUGUCGCCACCUGCCUCGCUGUUUCCGCCACGAGGCCGAGAGAAUCCUCCUGGUUGCACAUGAUUUUUCUUUCCUCCAUCCCUCUAGCCUUUUGACACGCUCUUAAUUUUAGGGUCCUUCUUACCCACCACCCCUGCGGAGGUGAUGAGAAGCUAAUAAUUUAGCAGGAGAGAAAUGCUCGUGAUUAUACAGUUAACACGGAGGAAUGAGAGAUCUAAUCUCCCAUUCCUUUUGUUUUCUUUUUUAGAAACAAUGAAAUGUCGAGAUAAGCCUAUACAAAUUCUGUAUUGGCUCCCUUUUUUCCAGUGGGUUUAAAUGGAAAUCGACCCAAAGCUGUUCUUCUCUUCCCCACACCCCCAAAAUUCCUCACCACGUCCAGAACUUCCUGAAUUAAAUGCCCAUGCGUUCCUCAAAAAAGGGUAGCCUUGUAUUCUUCAUGUAAAUAAAGGUGCUGUAUAGGCAGAGCUUUUAAGCAUCCUGUAUGUCUUACUGGUUUCACUGGGACAGAUUUUAGCCCAUAUUGGACUCUUUUCUCUCCUGUUGAAAGCAGAGGGACUUAAUUUCAGCUGGAUCGUGCCCACUGUGUUCAAGAGGCAGUUGUUCAUCCAAGCUAUACCCCAUGCUCUCUCUCUCCUGCUUUAGAAGAGGAUAGUUUGUCAAUAAACAUAUUUAAUAGGAUGGAUGAACACCUGUCUCUCUUGUCUCCUUCUGGAUUAUGCCUCUUUCUCCCUUAGCCCUUGUGGGAGGGUUGGUUUUUUUUAAUUACUCUGCCCCUAAUGCAGCUAGUCCUCAUGGAGUUAGCGGUACUGCUGAAUUAAUUGGAGUGCAGUUCCCUGGCCGAAGAUGUAUGUACGCAGCUGUGCGAUGAGCUGCAGAAUGAGAAAAAAACCUCCCCAUUUGAGAUGAAAUUUUUUGAAUGCAGACCUCAGGAGUCUUUUUGAUGGGCUCCGUUCAGCUUCUGAAAUAACGUGGAUAGGUGGCCAACUGUGUAGUGGAUUUGGAUCCCUUUACAUGCUUUCCAUAAAAUGUUUCAUUGCCCCCACCCAUUUAAAAACACCCCACGCCCCAGUUUGGAUAGCUGGGGAAAAAAAUUCCUUUGUCCUGCAAUAUCUGCAGAAUAAAAUAGGCCACUGUUCCACACAGUUUUCUUGAUGCACUGAAUGUUGUGGUUUUUCCCUUCCACGGAAACAUCCUUUUCGUAGGAGCUUUGAAACAGCUUUCAGGAAACAGCGGUGGGCAGGGAAAGCCAGUAGGAUCACAUGAAGAGUCGUCUGAUGUUGCCUGUGUCUCCCUACCCCAAACAGGUGGUUGUAUCCAGCUGUGCCCUACUCAGAGUAGACCCAAGUUAGCCUGGUCCAUUUCAAAGGGUCUACUCUGAGUAGGACUAGCCUUCGAUUGUAGCCCUAUCUCCCCCAACUUAGCCCACUUGCAGAGGUGUUUGAUUCUCCUUAAAAUCCAAGGCCACCGUCAUCCAAAUUCGGCUGAUAUGACCUGCUGUUUUUGCCUUUUGGUAGUGAAUGCACCACAAGCAACAGAGCAACAACACAAGUUUAGCCAAAUGCACUUUAUUUUUUAAUUGCUGCUAACUCUGAUUACUUCAUAUAUAUUUUUUCUUUCUUUUCUCUCUGUGGUUGAAUACCGGGCUCUCCAGAAAUCCUCUCUGCAGUGUCUUCUAUCUGCUGUUAUUUACUGUGGUAGAUUCUUUUUUGAAAACAAUGUUGAUUUUGGCAUGAAUUUUCUUCCUUGCUGUAUCAAUCCUAUUAAGAUCAGAAACCAAACUAUUAAAAGGAAAACAAAUGAA